Molecule: messenger RNA, 824 nt
Organism: Poeciliopsis prolifica (blackstripe livebearer)
Lineage: Eukaryota; Metazoa; Chordata; Actinopteri; Cyprinodontiformes; Poeciliidae
Product: zinc finger protein 420-like
Exons: 3
Coding region: 58-798 (246 amino acids)
Biological process (GO): regulation of transcription by RNA polymerase II
Molecular function (GO): DNA-binding transcription factor activity, RNA polymerase II-specific; RNA polymerase II cis-regulatory region sequence-specific DNA binding
Source: RefSeq, a predicted model, not a curated record
AAAUCAAAACAAACAACGUUUUGGACAUCCGUCACUGCUGAACGAGGAGGAUCACAAAUGGAGGACGUUGAGGAGGAUGACAAGAGCCACAUGAGCGGCUCAGCGACAUCUUUACCAGAGAUCCAUAGCACCAUCAACUGGAACAAAAUUCAUGAUGAGUGUGUGAGUAAAGUCCAUCAACACAUCCACACUGGAGAGAGACCAUACAGCUGUGAUAAAUGUGAGAAGAGAUUCACCAGAAAAAGCAACCUGACACAACAUCAACUCAUCCACACUGGAGAGAGACCAUACAGCUGUGAUAAAUGUGAGAAGAGAUUCACCAGAAAAAGUGAUCUGACACAACAUCAACACAUCCACACUGGAGAGAGGCCAUACAGCUGUGGUAAAUGUGAGAAGAGAUUCACCAGAAAAAGCAACCUGACACAACAUCAACUCAUCCACACUGGAGAGAGACCAUACAGCUGUGAUAAAUGUGAGAAGAGAUUCACCAGAAAAAGUGAUCUGACACAACAUCAACACAUCCACACUGGAGAGAGGCCAUACAGCUGUGGUAAAUGUGAGAAGAGAUUCACCAGAAAAAGCAACCUGACACAACAUCAACACAUCCACACUGGAGAGAGACCAUACAGCUGUGAUAAAUGUGAGAAGAGAUUCACCAGAAAAAGUGAUCUGACACAACAUCAACACAUCCACACUGGAGAGAGACCAUCUAUUGUGGAAAGAGUUUUGUUCAAAUGGCACAUCAGGCAGUCCAUCGGCAUAACUGCAGAAGAAAGAGGCUAUGUCAUGUCUGAGUAGGAGAAAAGGAUGUUUUUCCAGACGCC